CCCCAUAAAUAUCUGACGAGACGGUGAGGAAGUUUUGUUGUCCGCUUCCCUCUGUUUUUCUCCUCCUCCAUUCAGUACUCCUCCAGCGUCUCUUCUCUGUGCUUGUCCUCUGCACAUCUCCCAUUCCCGUCAAUCUCCACUCUUCACACAAUAUAAGCAACAUGGCCGUCAAGGACAAGAAGCCCUGGCGCCAGACGCCCCUCGUCGAAUCCGACACCCUCUCCAAAGCAGCAGGAUGCAGAAUCUUCCUCAAACUCGAGAACCUGCAACCCAGCGGCAGCUUCAAAUCCCGCGGCAUCGGCAACCUGCUCUGCACCGCCAUGCGCCGCGCCCAGAACCCCCAUAACGUCCACUUCUUCUCCACGUCCGGCGGCAACGCCGCGCUCGCCGCCGUCCACGCCGCAAACUUCCUCGGCCGCCCGUGCAGCGUCGUCGUCCCCGACACCACCAAGCCCUUCAUGGUGGAGAAGAUCCGCAUCGCCGGCGCGGCGGAAGUCGUGCAGUUCGGCGCGGGCUUGCGAGAGGCCGACGCACAUCUGCGCGAGGUCAUGAUGCCGCUUGCUGAGGCGGCGGGGGCCGAGUGCGUUUACGUGCCGCCGUUUGACCAUCAGGACAUCUGGGAUGGGCAUAGCACGCUGAUGGACGAGCUGCGCGUGCAGUUCAGCGAGCUGGGCGAGAGCGCGCCGGAGAUGAUUGCGUGCUCCGUUGGCGGUGGUGGCUUGAUGUGCGGCAUUGUGCAGGGCCUCGACAGGCUGGGUGGACAAUGGGAUGACACGCAGGUUCUCGCGGUGGAGACGCUGGGCGCCGACUCGCUGGCGCAGAGCCUCGAGGCGGGCGAGCUGAUCACGCUGCCGAACAUCACAUCCAGUGCCGUCACCCUGGGCGCGCGCAGGGUGGCGGAGCGGACAUUCGAGCUGGCCAGCAAGUACCAGGCGCAAGGCCGGUUGCGCCACGCCGUCUACACCGAUGCGGAGGCCGCCAUGGCGUGCUGCCGCUUCCUCGACACCGAAAGGAUGUUGGUGGAGUUGGCGUGCGGCGUCACCCUCUCCCUCUGCUACGACGGCAGGCUGAAACAGGCCCUCGGCCGGCCGGUGCAUCCCGACGAGAAGGUGGUCAUUGUCGUCUGCGGCGGGCACAGCGCCACAUCGAGCGUGAUUGAGCAGUGGAGGGUAGAGGCCGCGGAAUUGGAGAGGACCCAGCUGGUCAAUGGGAACUAGAUGAUGAGUGCGCUUGGGAUGAAAGGGAAUACCUAAUAUCAGGGUCAUGGCUACGCUUACUUCAUAGAAGGGACAACGCUUGCUUGCUUGCAAUCAAUCAAUCAA
Messenger RNA from Neohortaea acidophila, 1322 nucleotides. RefSeq names its product tryptophan synthase beta subunit-like PLP-dependent enzyme. NCBI's taxonomy places the organism in Eukaryota, Fungi, Ascomycota, Dothideomycetes, Mycosphaerellales, Teratosphaeriaceae. The record is from RefSeq and is a predicted model, not a curated record. The transcript has 2 exons. Gene Ontology annotation, biological process: L-serine catabolic process; L-threonine catabolic process. Bases 162 to 1217 code for a protein of 351 amino acids. Gene Ontology annotation, molecular function: L-serine ammonia-lyase activity; threonine deaminase activity; pyridoxal phosphate binding.